AUGAACAUUAUAUCAACAAAAUCUGAAAAAUCUGAAGAUAUUAUAGAUUAUGGUAUGUUUAAAUAAAAAUUAGGUAUAGUUAUUUUUAAUAUAAUAUAUUUAUUCCCUUUCUUUUACUUAUCCAACUAUUUGGAUUUAGUCACUUAAAUAUUGAUCUUAAAUCUUUAUUAGACUCAAUCAGUUUUCAUAUCACUAACAAUCAUAUUUAAAAUAAUAGGUCUCCUUUUUCUAUUUCCCUUCCAUAUUCAUUUGCAAAAUCAUUCUUACAGUCUCUGAAUUAUUUCUCUUUUCAUGUCCAAAUUUUGUCAACCUUUUAUUUUCGAUCACGCAACUAAAUAUCAAUAUUUUUAUUUCUGUUACAUAUAUCAUUUUUAUCUUUAUGUCUUCACUAACCAACAUUCUUUCAAUAUACAUCCAGCUUCGCUACUAAAUUCACAAUAUUCAACCUAUAUGAAGUGAAUUUAAUUAUAUCUUUUUGAUCUUUUUGAGUCCAUGAUAUCAAAGGAGAAAUAAUUUGUGUACAUCAAUAUUAUAUUUCGGACUAAAUUAAUAUAUUAGGAAAUUAAAUGCAAUGUUUUUUUCUUGUUACCCAACUAUUAUUACAUUCACAAGGCGGACAAACAUCCAUAAGACUAAGACGCUCAUUAUUUUCAAAAUUAUUUUUUUUUUUUUGGAAUUUUUUUUUUAGACAAUUUAUUAAACAGUGACUCUAAAAUGUUAAAUUAGGUAGGUAUCGAUUUUGCAACACAAUAAUUUUAAAGUGGUGAAACCAUAAUCUUUAUUUGAUUUUCAAAUAGCAAUUUAAGUAUAUAUUUACCUAUAUAUUAACAAUUUCAUAAAUAGAUUAGAGUAUUAGUUUAAAUGCAUUAUGGUGUUUCUGCACCUUAAAACCAUUCUAACGUAAGUCACAUUAUUUUUUAGCAAAACAACUGAAAAAAGGGACAUGUUUCCUGACAUAUAUUAUCAGAACUUAUGCUCUUAUAACCCAAGUAAAAUUAUGGAAGGAGUAUUUUUAACAGACUUCCGUUUUUAUGGCUCAAGGAAAAACAUAAUAUAAAAAUGCAAAAAAUAUAAUAGUCUAAUUAAUAAUCUAAAUAAUAAUUUUUGGACUUACUCACAUUCGUUUAGUUCUGAGAUACAGGUUUAUCUUUUUAAUUUCCGUCAAUCCGUUGACGAGAUAUUCUAUUUCUAAGUUAAAGUAAGUAGGGGAGAGCAAUGGAACACAACCUAGGUAUUCAAAUGCCUUGCGUCACGCUAUUACACAAAAAUAUGUUCUACUCCUCAUAUCCAAACCUAAAAGUAGAAUAUCUUGUUAACGGGUUGACGGAAAUUAAAUUUAAAAUGUCCAAACCAAAAUGGAUUUAAACUGAAAUUUAAAAUAUUAUGUACAAAAUGUUUAAUACAUGUUGCUCUUUGAUAAUCAAAUGUGGAUAAUGGUUUUGCCCCUUAAAAUAAGGGUGUCAAAAAUAAGGGAAAUUUAACAACUUCAAAUCUAAAGUAAGUACUGGGUAGAGGAUUCAUCCUUCCCCCCACUCCCUCCAAAAAAAUUAUACAAAAUAAAUCAAAUGCAACAUUUAGAGUGGCUUGGUUAAAUAUUGUCCAAAAUAAUUUCGAAAAAUUUUAAUAAGUGGUAGGUACAUAUUUUCUGAUAUAAUGAGUAUUGUAUCAAGAACUUUAUAAUCAUCUUGUAAAUAAUAUUUUUUUAAUUCUAUAGAAUAUCUAGUUAACAGACAUAGUAAAUAAAAUAGGUAUAAGAAUUUAGAGUAGGUAAAUUACAGUUGGUAGGUAGUAGUUAUAUUUAGUUUGCUCUAGAUUUAUUUACAAAAAUAUAUUAUACUUAAACAAAUAUCAAACAAUUUGAAUAAUUUAAAGGGUUUUUUAAAGUUGUAUAAUUUAUUAAAUGCUUAAAUAAAAUAAAAGUGUGAGUAUACUAGCUUUUUUGAUAAUUGGGAAAAUCGAGAUAAACAUAAAUAUCCAAAAAAAAAACCGGAUAAAUAUCUAAUAUCUAUUCAAUUUUAUUAAAAAAUGUACCUACAUUUUUGUUUUCUACAGAAAUUGUGCUUUAAAUUCUAGUAUUUUUUCUGUAAGAAAAUUUUGUCUUAUUAGAGAAUAAGAAAGUUAUUUUUGAUUUUUCAAGCAGUUUUUAAAGUAAUUGGACAAAAACAGGAAACCUUAUAGUAUUACUGGUUUAAUUAUUUUUUCGAUUCGAAGUGUAGUGAGAUAUUUAUUAUUUUUACUCUGUUUAUUUUUCUGUUUAAACAACUUUUCGAACAGAAAACAUAAUCCAAUAGAUACAUAAGAUUUCCACAAUUUUUCAAGAUAAUAGCUAUUUCUUCGGAUUUUGAGUAACUUGUAUCUAUAUAUUGAUGAAAACAUGAAAAUAUAUAGGUACCUACCUAUCAGUGACAUGUAACCUAGGUUUCAAAUAUUGCUCAAGCAACAACUUAUAUAUGAGUGGGUGUUGCUAGAAGGAUAAUAACGAAUUAAUAAAUUACGUGUUUAUAGAAAGACGAUAUUAUUAUUAUUAUUAUUAUAGAAAAAUAUAAGUAUAAUUAUAUUUGUGUUAUGUUGUAUUUGAAUACCUAUUUUUACACAAUACAAGACCUACUAUAAUAUAUUAUAAUAAUUAAGUUAUACGAUUGUCGAUUAUACAUUGUUUCGAAGUGAAUUAAGCAUAACUAAAUUAAAAUAAAUAUUAUAUUCUAAAGAGUAAAGAUAUAUUAAAAGAGAAUGAAUUUUUUUUUAAAAAAAUAUAUAAGGCGAACUGCCUGUUUAACAGGUUGCCUAUAAUGACACUGUAUACUUAUCAGACACUCUAACUGAUACUUUUAGAUAAAAGUAACAUUUAAGGUUCAGAGCGUAUCGAGGAAUGAAUGGUUUUACAAUGAUGUUUCUGUUUUAUUUUAUUUUAUUUAUUCUGUGAACAAUUUUUCUACCAGAAAUCGUAAUCUGGCGUAUCGAGUGUAGCACUUUUUCUGAAAAGAAAUUUUAUCUAGUUGGUAUUCUAAGCAGGUCAUUUUUUGAUUUUCCAAACAGUUUUCAUAAGAAUUGAGAAAAACGGGAAAAUGUACAUACAUGUAUAAAAAAAAUUUCGCUCCAAAUCGUUUUUUGUUAGCAAUGGUUUAUCGUUGUGUACAGACUUAAAUAAUAAAAUCCCCUCUAUAUCCUACCUUCUCAACUUCUCACCUACAACAGUGGCCCACCCAUAGUGUGAAGUAUGUUCGUUUUUUUUCAACUGUUAUUUGGUCUUAAAUAAUUAUGAUAAAAUUUUAUUUAUAAUUUAUCAUUAUUAUAAUACGAUAUUUACAAAAAAUUAUGUUAAAAACAAAAAAAAAACAUGUUUAUACCGGAUUAAUAUAAAUCCUGAUUUUAUACUUACCUAUAUUUGUUUUAGAUUUGCCACUUUUGCACGAAGCGUCUAAUUUUUUUGCUUAUGGUUUGCGAUCUACUCAUCAUUGUAAGUAAUAAUUUCAUCAUAAAGUAACUAAUACCUACAUAGGUAUAUAUAUCACAUAUAUUUAUUUAAUUUAAUCGGCGGAAAGGCAAGGCAGACUGAACCAGGGCUUUGUAAUUUAUAAAAGGCCUCGCACCUAAAUACCCCCAAGUAGACUACUCUAAGUGUUAGCCAGAUGCCAUAGCAUUCAGUGUUAUAGAUAUAAUAUAUCCCCCCUCACAUUUUUGGUUAUGGAAAUCUAUCACCUCUAUCAAUUGAAUUAAAAAGUUUGUCUUCUGAAAUUGGAUGUAUUUUAGGCUCUGAAUUAUUAAAAGCGUCACAUUAAAUAUAAUGUAUCCGCGGACUUCGUUAUUUUUAUUUUUUUUUUUAAUUAGUAUACGCAUGUUUUCAAAAAUGAGAAUUAGUUACACGGCGUGUAUCUAUUCUUCGCACUACACCACUAAUUAAACCACUUAUACAACUAUCAACUGGUUCAAGAUUCAAAUCAAAUACAAUUGAUUAUACUAAAUAACUAAUGACUAAAUAAUUUCUAGUGUAUAAAUAUCAAAUUAUGUAAGCAGUGGUGGCUCGAAGGAGGUAUAUUUUAAUCACGUGGUUCACAACAAACCAUAUGGGCGGGUCGGGGGUUUCCUGAAAUAUAACAGAAAUUAUUAUGUUUUUACAAAACAAGACAUUAAAAGCAUAUUAGACUGCGGAAAUUUGAUCAAUUUUACACAUUUUAUUUGAAUAUAACAAAUUCAAAUACAUUUGUGAUAGGGUGGGGAUAUUUUUGGGUUUGUGUGGGUGGGUGGGUGAGUGGAGAAUUUGAUCGGUGUUUCAAGGUAAAAAUACUUCGAGCUACCAAUAGGUACCAAACUAAUAGCUGUAAUACCUAUUAUAGUAUCAUCCAUGGAAACUUUAAAACAUAAUAAACUAUAUUCUGGGUUUUGUACACUGGCUAGCCAGUGGCCAGUGAGUACUAAAUAACUAUUCUUAUAGUCGAAUAAAUUAAUGUUAUUUCUAUAUUAUGAUGUUGGCUGCUAUGUAUUUUUUUUUUUUUAAGAUGAUCAAGUAAAAUUGAGUCCAUACUACUUCUUCGAGCUAUGUUACAGUAAGUGUCUUGAAUUUUGUGUUAUCCAUUUUUAUAAUACAGCUAAAUCAUCCAGAAAAGUGUAUUAAAUAUUGAUACAUUUUUUUUAUUUGUUUGGGGGGGGGGGUCAUGAGCUGUAAUAAUAAUUAAAAAUAAGGAUUAUAACGUAUUAUUACACUAAUAGAUAAUAAAUAAUAAUAAAAUCAAAUUUAUAUACUUUUUAUAGAUGUCAAAUUUUUUGGUAUGUAUUAUAAUUAGGUAUUUUUCGAAAUCUAAAUCAAAAUGUGCCUAUUAUACUAAUCCAAAAAAAUUGAAUAAAUGUUGUGUGUUAUUUAUGUAUUUAUUCCUCCAAAUAUAGUAUACGAGUACAUAUUAUUUAUUUUUUUGGAAAUGUUGUUUAUUUUUGUGUGUUAAACGUUAUACCUACCUAACGCACAUUUAAUUUAAAAAAAAGACGUAAAAUAUAUCUUUUCAGGUUUAAUUAGUUAUUUGUAUAAGUUAUGUUUGCCUAGGAGUUCAUAAAACCUAACGUCUGGCACUGCUACUUAAUGUAGGCCAGCGGCGCCGAAGUAGUUUAAACACUUUAAACAUACUCGGGCAAACAAGGCAAUACUGUAUUAUAUUGGUCUUCUUUAGAUGUAAUAAUGUGCCCCUCAGGGGAAGACUUUGAUUUAGUAUCACACCUUACGGAUCUUGCCUACUCGGGGCCCCGAACUUCACUGGCAGAAACAAGUGGACCGAAAUUCUCCCCAUAUAAGGAGAACUCAUUACAAGGUAAAGAGCAGGGCAUCCUAUUGCUCUUGACGUGAAAAACCACCUCUAAAGUGGAUGAACGCUAAUAUGCAUCAACGGCAUAGGACGCAGAAAGUAAGGGAAGAGUAUUUUGUUUAAACGAAUAGAAAACACUAUAUAUAGUUUAUUAACCGAAGACCAGUUUGGUUUUAGGAAGCAAAGAGGCAAGAGGGAAGCUAUACUUGUACUUAGGCAAGUUAUUGAAAAGCAAAAUUGGGAAAGCAACGUUCAUAGUAUUUGUAGACUUAGAGAAAGCGUUCGACAAUGUAAAGCAGAAAACAUUAUUUCAGUUUUUGGAGAAAACAGAGAUUGCAAACUCAGAUGGAAGAAUAAUUAAAAGUAUUUUUGAAAACAAGACAGGAGUAAUACGUUACGGAGAUAGCCAGGAAAUAGUAGAAAUUAAGAAAGGCGUAAGGCAAGGAUGUUCAUUAUCACCAUGUUUAUUCAACCUGUAUGUACAAGAAGAAAUUAACCAAGUGAGGGAAUUAAUACAAUUAGCAAUAAAAAUUUAAGGCGAAAAAGUAAAUAUGGUACGGUUCGCUGAUGACAUAGCGGUGUUAGCGAAGAACGGAGAAGACAUACAAAACAUUCUAACGGCUAUCAAUAGCAUAUUCAGGGAAGAAUACAACGUGAAAAUAAAUAAGAUAAAACUAAAAUCCUCGUUUUUAGUCGACAUGAAACAGCUUGGCCGGAUAUUAAACUAGAUGGUGACACACUAGAAGUAGUUAAUGAAUAUAAAUAUUUGGAAAGUACGAUAACAAAUGAUGGAUGAUGCGCCAAAGAAAUAAGAUACAGAUUACAAGUACGAUAUGCAUUCCAAAAAAGGAAAGGCUUACUUACUUUUAAAAAUAUAGAUUUAAAGGUAAAGAAAAACUUGUAAAGACCUACGUCUGGAGCAUGGUACUUUAUGGCAGUGAGAUAUGGAUAAUAAGAAAAACUAAGGAAAAGAACAUACUUGCAUUUGAAGGGUGGUGCUAUAAGAAAAUUCUGAAAAUAAGUUAGGUAGAUCAUAUAACGAAUGAGGAAGUAUUUCGUAGAGCAGGAGAAGAAAGAAGCUUUCUAAAAUCUCUGAAGAUUAGAAGAGCAAAACUUAUUGGACAUAUACUGUGACAUAACAAUCUACUAGCUAGAAUAAUAGAAGGGUCCAUAGAAGGAAAGAAUAUCCGAGGAAGACCACCUCUCGAAUGCAUAAGCUAAUUAUUUAAUGAUCUAGGGUGUGAAACAUACUAUGAACUAAAGCGGAAAGCAGAGAAGUGUGAAGAUUAGAGGAAUGCUGCUAACCAGCCCCCGAGUUGUUAAUAAAAGAAAAAAACCCUAGUGUAAUAUUUAUAAUAUGUUACUCAUAGUACUAUUUGUUAAAGUUAUAUUUUCAAAGAAUACUAAUCAUCCUAUGUAUAUUUCCCACCACUAUAGUACCACCCACCCACCUGCAAUCAAACAAUUUUGGUUCUGUAGUCGAGUUCAGCGCUACUGAUGUAGGCAAUAUGCCGAGAAGGCAUCUCCUACACGUAUAUUAAAGAAAUUAUUAUCUGAGAAUAUAAUACAAAUUCAUUAAUAUAUUAAUUUCGUAUAUUGUAGACAAAUUAAAAAAAAUUAUGAAUCAAAUAGUAAUAGAUUUCUAUAAAAUGUAAUUUUUUUGUGUAGCAAUGCCAGAUCCAUUAUCUUACAUCAAUUACGAUGAGUAUGUGGUUAAUUUUAAACUAAAGGGUAAGUGCUUAUAAAGUUUUAUAGCAGUAGAUAUAGUACAUAAAGUAUAUAUUAGUACUAGAUAUUAUAUACAAUAUUAAAAUUUAAUUUUUUUCAUAGAAAAGUGGUAUCUUAGGGUGACCAUAUUUAAAAAAAUAAAAAACAGGACAAAAUAAUUUCAGUAAUACAUUCAAAGUAAUAUUUAUUAAUUAUUAUAGUUUUUUUUUUGUUAAUUUUUCACAAUUAUACCUAUAUUAUUAACUAUUUUAGAUAUAUUCGGAUAUCUUAGAUGUAUUAACACCAGUAUAAAUUUUUGUGGUUAUUAUUUUAGAUUCCGAGCGUAUCGAGGGAGCCAUUAAUUUUACAAUCUUGUUUAUUUCUCUUUUUUCUUCUUUUUUUUCUUUGUUCCAGUCUGUGGACACGUUUUUUUUUUUAGUAAACUUGUUCCGAUUUUUACGUCUAGCAACUUUUUUGAAAACUCAAGUUGUCUAGAUUGUACUUUCAAGAUUUUUUGAUUUUCGAGGCUAUUUUUUAAACAAAAGCACUUAAGUGGAAAAAAACGUAGGAAGAAAACGUACAAUUACACGAUUUCAUUAUUUUAUAAUAACACGGAAAGCAUUUCCUACCAGAAAAAUUGAUUAAAUCGAAAAAUCACAAGACAUCUUUUUUGUUGCCUUUUUGAUUUAAUUUCUUACGAUGUCAUCACUAAAACUUUUGUGAUUUUAAGGAAUUAAAAUUUUUGGGAGUUUUUGCUGGAGUUUGGUUAUAAAUACGCUUAGAGACUUGCAAUUUAGUAAUAAUACUUAUAUUGGACUUACCAAUUAGACGUGGUAAAAUUUUCAAAAUCAUCGGACUACUUUUUUUUUUUAAUAAGCAUUUUGAAAUCAAAUUUAAAUAGCAAAAAAAAUACGGCACUUCAAAUUAUGUAUUACUGAACUCGCUCGGAAUCGUUUUUCGUCAAGCAACAAUUUAUUGUUGUUAACAGAUAUGAAUGAAAUAACCUUAUGUAUCUUACCUACUCAACGUCUCAUCUACAACAAUGGCCGCUCCCAUCCCCAGUAUUAGCUUUUUUUUUUAUGAAUACAAUGGCAAUCACUGUCAUAAUCUAUAACGAAUAUUUGUGUCAAUAAAUUUAUUUUCUACAAAAAUAUAAUACAAUUUUAAUAUGUUUGUUAAAACUAUAAAAUAUUUAUAUCUAAUUAAAUAAAAUAAAUUACGGAAUAAUUGACAUCAACAUAAAAAACAGGACAAAAAGCGCCCGAAAAGCAGUGCGCCAGGACAACAGAUCACAAAGCUGAAAAAAAGGACGAUCUUGCAUAAAACAGGAUGUAUGGUCGCCCUAUGGUAGCUCACUCAUUUUUUUUCUGUGUAAUAGAUUAAUACAUUUUGUUUAAUUUUACUUUUCUAGUCAGUAAUUUUAAUAUGGAAUUUAUGAAAUCAAGAGCUGAAAAUGCCGUCGUAAAUAAGGGUAGGUUAUUUUCAUUAGGUACAUAGUUUGUACCAAAUACUAUACAUUUUAUUAUGUUUGUAGGGAAUCAUUGAAUUAGCUUCCAAUUUUAGGUAAAUAUAUAAAAUCGACCCUUGAAUUGGCUCCUAGAAUAAUAAAAUAAUAUAAUUUAAUUAGUUCAUAUACUACUUGUGUCCAAGAUCAGUAGGUAAGUUGCGUUGUAUUAAAAAAGGUUCAAAAAAGGUCAUAACCGACUUGUUAUCUUUUAGUUUCUUUUUGGACAUUCAGUUGUGUCCCAGUUUUUAAUUGCAUAAGUUCUAUAAUAUACAUUGGCGAUUACUAGAUUAAUAUCUGGGGCCAUAGAAGUAAUGCAUCUGGACUAUAAGUUCAAUACAAGUAAUUUUAAAUUAUUUGAUCGUUAUGUCUGAAAUAAUCAUCUGGUACGGGCAAUGCCGGACGCGGGACAACUAGUUAAUAUAUAAAUUAUCCAUAAAAUUGAGGUGAACAAUAAAUAUGCUCAAAAAUUUAAUUUUAAAAAUCACUCUGUAUAUUAUAUUAUAUCUUUAUAGUUAUAAAAUAAAUUAUGUAAAUCAUAAUUAUACUGGAAAAAUAUCCUUAUCUCUCUCCCUUCCCUCUGUGACCAAAUCACUUGAACACCACUGGUAGAAACAUGUCUUCAUAGUAAACUUAUAAAUAAUUAUUAACAUUUUUUAUCUAGAAUAUUUUUUUUUUAAAAAUGGUGUCGGGAGCCAAUUCAAAGGUCAUUUUUUAAAUAUCGACUAUAUCAGUGGUUAAAGUGGGAAUGACUUCGAAAAAGAAUUAUAUUGCCUGAAAAUUAAGAAGCGUUCCCUAAAACUGAUGGGUAUUAAAUAAUUUAUUUUUAAUAAAUUCCGAUUUUUAAAAUUUGAUUAAUGAAAAUGACAGUAACUAAAGCGUCUCUCCGGAUUUGAAAACUUGAACAAAAGGGGACUGAUAAUUUUAUCUUAAUAAGGAAAAUUCCAUUCCUCUCCGACACUCAUCACUUUAACCACUGGACUAUUUGUGUUUGGAAGACAAUUCAAUUGUCCCGGUUAUUACGGAAUCAGUUUCCAUUAAAAUGAACCUUCCUCUUUUCCAUCAAUACCCGUUUCCAAUAAACGCGUCUCGUGUCUUUUUCCAUCAAUACCGGUUACACCAAAAGUUAUAUUGAAAAAUAUCCACCAAAACAAUAUUUAUACCAUUAUAACAUUGUCUUUUGGUCAUAGGUAAUAAUGUCAGAUUUAUAGAAAAUGGGUUUCAUUCAUUGGUUUGUAAUUAAAUUGUAAAACUACACGUUUUACCACGAAAAAUUAUGUUCAUCGAUUUGUCAUAAUAUAUGUUAUAUUUGAUACAUAUUAUAUAUACCAUAUGAUUGAUAGAAACUAAUCUAACCAUAUUAUAUGUAUGGUUUUUGUGCACAGAUUUUUUUUAACAAAUUAUUAACUUUAUUUAUUUUAUUUUUAUUUAAAAUUACGAAUAGGAAUGUCUCAAUAUUAUGUAUACGAUUCUCCUGAACAUAAUUGGAAAACAGACAGUAUGUUUUACGGUAAGAACUAUACCUAUUACCAAUACAUACAUAGAUAAAAGAAAUUAUCAGUUUAAUAAUUUAAUUAGUCAUUAUAAGUUUGAUUUUGAUUAUUAUAGGGGAGUGUGAGAGGUGCCCACGCACCGGGCAAUAUGACCACAGGGGCAUUUUUAUUUCUAUUAACAUUUUUUGUUAAACAAUUCGUUAAAACAUAAACAGUUGUAAUUUUUUUUGUGGUUAUAAAAUAAUAUAUAGUUUUCAAUUUAAAUUUGUUAAAAUACUUUGAACUAAACAUGCUUCAGAGUCGUUUUACCGAUUUAUCAUUACAUACAUAUAUAAACUAAAUUACCUUAUGUCUUAUGCAUGUUUUACAGGAUAUGUAAGCUUUUAAAAAUGUGUUCUAUGAUUAUAAUUUGCACCAAUAAUUAUUGAUAUUUAUCCUAAAAUUAUGUAGCAUCCCUUGCCCUUUUUUACCAGUCUACGUCUGUAACUCACGAUUUUCCAAAUCUUAUUAGCAUAUAAAUCAACCCUGAAUAGUUGAAUAUAACAGAGAAGCAGGGGUGAAGCAUAACUAAUUGAAGAGGAUUAAUAUUAUUAUUUGUUUACAGAUAUAAAUGUUAAUAAGACACAGUAUGAUAGUUUAGUAAAAUAUAGAAGUAGGUACCAAAGUAAUUUUUAAACUUAUAUUCAUAUAUAAGUCAUAUUAUAAUAUAAUAAAAAUUGUUCAGACAAUUGGGAUCAUCUAUCAAAAGAAGAUUAUCAUCACAUAUGGAAUUGUAAGUAUAUUUUUAAGGAAAAUUCGAGAAUUAAAUAUAAACGGGUUUCCGGAUUAUUUUCGAAACAUGCUAAUUGGGUCUUAGGUUAUUACAAAGGAUUAAACCUAUUCGAAUUGGUUUAAAAGCAAUUUCAAUUUUUUAAAUUUCCUUACUAUUUUAUGUAGAAUUAGGAAUAUCUACAUAAUAUUAUUACUAAUGUGUAUAAUAUAUUGAUAUUUGUAUAAUAUAUCUGUGUAUAUAAUCAAUGAUAUUACGCAAAUGCAAACACUACUUAAUACAAUACGGUUAUUGAUGGAUUACUGAAUUUAGUAACGAGUAACAAUGUAAUUUAUUUUAUUAUAAUACAUACCGGAAUUACAUUCGUACAUAAUCAUGGUAAACAAUAUGUUAUAUUAUUGUUAAAUAAUAUUAUUAGAUUAAAUUUCAUCUUUUUUUAAUGUCUUUAUCGAGAACCAAUUCGAAUGCAGCUAAUAUACAUUUAUAAAUUACAUAGAGGGAUAUAAAAGAAUAGAAAAAAAAAAACAUUACCUAUUUAUAACAUUUUAAUAUGUGUAAGGUAUAAAUAUAUUAUUUAGGUACGUAAUAAGUAUCAGUGUUAACACUAAUUAACAAAAGAUGAAAUGUAAUCUAAUUAUAUUAUUUAUUAGUAGAAGUAAUUUCGGUAUGUGUUAAAAUAUAAAAAAUUACACCGUUAUUCAUUACUAAAUUAAGUAAUUCAUCAAUAACAACAAUACCUACAUGUUUGAAAUAUUAUUAAAUUAUAAUUUAAUCAUAUCAUUAUUUUAAACGGUAUAUUAUUUGUGCGAAUGCAGUUCAAAUGUUGAUCAUAUUCGUAAUACAUUAUUGUACCCAUUUAAUCUGCUUUUACUAUUUAAAAUUUAGAGUAUUCUAAUACUUGAUGUAAUAACUAAAUUAGGUACACAUUAUAUAUUGUUAUUGUUACACUGAAUAAAAAAUUAACUUUUACUUUUAAUGUUUUUGAUUACGUAUAGUAUACAUGCGUAAGUAUUAACUAUCAAUUGAAUUAGGUAACUUUUAUAAUAUACCUUUAAUGUUUAAGAAUGUAAGUGGGGCCGUAAUAGAAAGGACACACCCAUAAAAUUUCUUAAAAAAUAAAUCGCUUCAAACGAAUAAGUAAAAAUAAUAAGGGCAUCAAACUGGUUGACAACUCUCUCACAAAUUUGUUUUCAGUUACUAUAAUUUUGAGAGUUUAUUGUAUAUAAGAGCUGUUCAAAAAGUAAUGAAAAUUAUCGUCUGAAGAGGCACAUAAUUUAACAAUUUAAACGUGUAGUACAAAAUAUGUCUAGCUGUUAUCAUUUCAAGUUUCAACUCAAUUGUUUCUGUGGAUUUUUCAAUGAAGUUAGUUGAUACGAUGGCCCCGAUGGUCAGGUCACUAUCUCGUAUAAAUAAAUACACGAAGGGUUAUCGGUAUUACUUGUUUAUUAAAUUAAAAGUGAAAAAAUAAGCUUCAAAAAUAGCACUAGAAGAAAAGAGACUAAAGAUAAUUUUUAAGUAUCAAAGAUAUUUUGUAUACAAGAACAUUGACUUUUGAUGAGGAUGUGAGACAUAGAAUAAAGUAGAAAGAAGCAUGAAGUGUUUUAUGUCACAAGAGAAUUUCAAUGUGACUUAAAGUUAAGUUAUACAGAAGUGUAGUGAGCCUAUGUUGUAUGGUUUGGACUGUUCAGAAUUUUGGACGAUAGACAGAAAAAUAAAACAGUACAAUAUAGAAUUUUUUUUUUAAAUAUUUUAUUAUCAAAUUUCGACGAAAAUCAUAAAUAUUAUAACCUUUCAAAACAUGUAUAACCGAACUCCGCUCAGAAUCGUUUUUCAUUAGCAAUGAUUAAAAGUUGUGAACAGAUAUAUAUUAAAUUCCCCUUUAUAUUUUAUCUUCCCAACUUCUUACCUAUUAAAGUGGCCCACCUGUCGUACUAAGUAUGUCCGUCUAUUUUUUUACGAUUUUAAAUUUGUUUAAUUUUAGUUUUUCCAAAAAUCCAUGAAACCAAUGAAAUUUUUUUGAAAGCAAGAACGCAAGUUGGUAAGUUUUUUAUAGUUGCAAUAUAGAGCUAAUAUUUAAUCGCAUGCAUAAAAGCACAUUUAUUUGAUUUAUUUGAUAGUAAAAUCACAUACUGUACAGAUAAUGUAGUACCACCCUCAAAAAUAUUCUCGUUUUUAAAUUUUGUUCCUUGAGUAAUUGUGUUUAAACUCCAAUUUCAACCUAAAUGCUACAAUUUUUGUUCUAAAUAUUAUUUAUAUUAAAUAAAAGUGUAAAGGCGUUACAGAUUAAUUGAUAAACAGACGUAUUUGAACUUCUAUAUAUUAAAUAACAAUAUAAUUCUACACUUAGCUUAUUUUAUAACAGAAGGUAUCCAUAAUUUGUAUUUAUUUAUUUGUUUUCAUACUUAAAGCAUUAUUGUUAAGUAAGUAUGUUUUAUUUUAUAUACCAAACGGACUUGCGCCCAAGUGAUUGCGAUUCAUAAUUCAAUUGUAUAACUUCAUAAUUAACAACAAGUGCAAGUGUAUAUUGAGGUUUUAUAAUGGUAUACAUUUUUAAUGGAUCAAUUAUAAUAAGUAGAUUAUUUUUUUUUUUUUUUUUUUUUUUUUAUUUGGAUACACAUUUUGACAAUAUACAUAGAUAAUGUGGUACACAAAAGUAUUUAAUUUUUGAAAUUAUUCAUUUAUUUUUGUAUUAUUUCACUUUUUUAGUAUUUUAAAAUCACGAUUUGAUAUUAAAGUGUUAAGAGUUAAAUUUAAGUGUUUGAAAAAAAAAACUUUUUCCUGUGAACUCUAUAUUUCACUCUUAACACUUUAAUAUCAAAUCGUUAGGUUACUUUCAUAAUACUGCAAUACUGCAUAUAUACUCAGUCACAAUAUGUAAUACCAUACAAAUCCAAACUCUAUUCAUGAUUAAAUAAAUUUGGUAUUGAUAGUUGCAGUAAAUAAUAAAUAUAAUUAUACAGUGUUCCAUAAAGACACUCACAACAUAAACUUUGCAAUAUUUUGAAAAAUUUAAAAAAAAAUCGACUCUAAAAUGAGCAAAAUAUUAAUAUUGAUUUUCGUUACCCUUAUUUUCGAAAAUAAACGACCGCCUAAAACUGCCUACUCUCAAAUGGCAAAUUUUACUACUUAUACAUUUCAUAAAUAUAUAGAAUAUUAACCUGAAUACAAUAUGGUGUUGAAAUAUUUGAUUUUCGUCUAUCCGACGAGAUAUUCCAUUUUUAAAUAUUUGGUAGAUAGAAAGUAGUGGAGUAUUUGUGUGGUGGCACGGCCCACGCAUUUGAAUAUUGCUCCACUACUUCUCUUCUACCCAAACUUAAAAGUGGAAUAUUUUGUUGAAAAAAGUUAAUAUUUUUCAUGAUAUCGCAAUAUGUGGAAUACACUGUGGCAUGCAGUAGGUGUAUAUAAUUUGUAUGUACAGUCAUUCCAGAUAGAUUAGGUUUAUAUAGGUGGUAAUUAUUAUUAACUGGUGGUUCUCGAGUAUUUACGACUUAAUCAGUAAACCAUAAUAAUAGAAACAGAUUGGAUACAAAUUAUUAUUUGAGAUGCAAUUCGGACCUAUCGCCGACAAAUCGGAACUCGAGCGUCUUGCAAAAAUUACGCAGUGGUUCUGAUGUUACGAUACAUACAUAAUAUCUACGAUAUAUGUAAUAUAUACGUAUACAAUAUCUAAAUAUUAUUAAAUAUCGCUGUAUCUUUAAUGCACAGAAAAUUAAUUCAAUUUACUUACUUAUAUAUAGAAUCAAAAGUACAUAAUAUGCUACCAUUAGACAUCAAAUCAUCUAUUAUUUAAUACUUAAAAAAAAAAAAAACUAACUGGCCGCAGAACGAACCAAAUACAAAACUUCAAAUAUCUUAUACUUUUAAUCUAGUACCAUACAUUUGUAUAUUAUCAUAUUGUACAAUACAUUAAAUUUCUAUGUAUUAAUAAUUAUUGUAACCUACAUUGUAUAAUAUAUUUAGGAGGACGCCACACUGACAUUUACUGUUACCGUUUUAUAAACGCGAAAUAGCAAAUUUGCGUUCAAUAGGACACGUUUUGUAUGUUAGUUUUUAUGUUAAAGUAAAUUGACCUAUUACGAAAAUUAAACGUAAUAAACUAAUAAGAUUAUAUUAUGAGCUUUAGUGUUGAUGAUAUGUUUGAUUGAGUUUGAUAUUUUUAUUUUUAAAUAAGAUAUGAAAAUGUUAAAUAUCACAAUUUAAAAAUGAUUUUAUUCUGCUUAAAAAUUAAAAUACCGAAAAAAUAUCAACGCUAGCACAUAUAUAAUCUUCUUACCUUUAUGUUUGGUAAUAAGUCAAUUUGCUUUAAUAUUAAAACUAACAGCACAAAAAGUGUCCUACUUAACGCAAAUUUGGUAUGUCUCGCGUUUGUAUUACGGAGACAGUGGAUGUCGGUGUGACGUUUUCUUAAGUUAGUUUCAUCUAAUAAGUCUGAAAUCGUAAACAAAAAUUGUAUGUAAAUUAUAAAUAUAUUAGUUUCAUCAUUAUAAAUUGAGAACUCAUGGGCCCCCACACGAACAUGUUUAGUGAGACCCAUUAUCUUUUCGAAGAAAUAAACGGUAAUAAUAAUAGCAAUAUAUUUUUAUAUGGACGCAAUUCGGAUGCAUCCUAAAAUCGAUUAGAAUAUAAUUACCUGAUUUUAAGUAUAGGACCUAGGUAAUUACCCAGUUGUAUAGAUUUAAGGAAAUAAUCAAAUAAUUAUAAUAAUCAUUUGUUUAGGAAUGGCUGCCACAGUUCCAGUGCUCACUAAAUCCGUUGAUAACAUUAGUAAGUUUUGUGUUUCGAUAAACAUAGAAAUUUAGGUACCUGUACAAAAUAUUAAAUUAUAUUUUUACGUAUUCUGCAACAAUUUAAUAGAAUGUUAAUUUAAAUAAAUAACUGGAUACUGUAUGUAUAAUAUAAUAAGGUAUUCAAAUUGUGCGGAUUUUUAGUCAUUAAUUUUGUAUCAAAUAUUCAAAUAAUUUAACUAUCAAAUAUUAUAUUAUAGCUUAUAUUGAGUAAUUUAGAAAAAUAUUCGAUUGGGUCCAAUAUUACAAUGAUACAUUAUUGUUGUUUUUUUCCACUCUUAUUCUCGGGUUUGAAACUACUACCCACUUUUGAUUUUCAAAAUUUCAAUAUAAAAAUCCAUAAAUAUAGUAUUGUAGAAAUACAUUUUGGUGUUGAACUUUUUAGUUUCCAUAAAUUCGUUAACAAAAUAUUCCAUAUUUUAAAGUUUGGGUAGUUAGGGGGGAAUUAGUGAAGGCUCUACUAAUGAAUCCCUCACUAAUGUCUAUGACAUAAUUUACAGAUUUUGGUAGCUUUAUUUAAGCAUUCAAAUAUAGUUCAACACGCGCCACUCAGGGGCACUAUUCAAACGCUGCGCGCCACGCCACCACACAAAUAGGGCUAAAUCCUAUUCCUUAUGCUGACCUAUCCAUAAUAACUAUAAUUAUAUUACUACACGAUAUUAUUAUUAUAGACCACGCGUGGAGUGGAUUUUGUAUUGCAAUGGGUACUAGCAAUGUGGAUACCUUCCUAAUAUUAUAUAAACAUAUAAUGUACCAAUAAAGAUUAAUAUUUGCGAAUCUAAAAUAUAUUUAAAUGUAUUGUUUAUAUGGUCAUGUAUACAAUUAAACACUUGAUCAUAUUGUUUUGUGUAUUAGUCCUGUACAAAGAUUUGAUACCAAUACAAAUGUCACAACAUACACCAAAAUACAGAAAUACUGAAAUUCAAAUUCCCACUCAUACAACUAUACUCCAACCAAGCAAAAGCAUUAUAUUUCCUCGAAGAGAUAACUGUCAAUUCAAUAUCCCGAGCACUCCAAUAAGUCCAGGCCAAGACCAUCUUGGAGAUUCAAGUAGGACUUUCGAUUGUGAACAGUCAUGUAAGUACCCAUAUAUUAUGUUAGCGAACGUGCAAAUGUUCAUAAAAGUGUUUGUAAAAUUCGUUAUGUAAAUUCAAUAACAGAUAGUCUUAGGAACAUAAAUUCCUUUUUUUGCUAGGUGAAUAUUAAAAAAAAAUAAAAUAAUAUUUGAAUAAUAUAUGUUUAUAAAUUAUAAUUAUAGAAAGUGUAAAUAAAAAUGACAAUAACAGAAUAACAUAUUAUGGUAUCUAGAUUAUAGCUUAUAGGUACCAAUAUACAAUUAAGCAUGGGGUUCUUUUAAUCCCUUAAUUAAUAUACGGAAUAUUCAUGUAUACAUUAAUAUGCGUUUAAGACCCCAUGUGUCCGUGUCAUUGUCAUUUUCCGUUACUAUUUACUUUUUAGUUUGUUUUUUAAGCAGUUUUAAAUUUUUUUAGAUUAUUAGGAUAAUGCAUUGGUCUUAUUAUAAUAUGUGAAUGUUUAUUCUUUUUUUGUCAGUAAACAACUGUUCUAUCAUAAAUUAUGCUCUAGUUUGGCCAUAAUCAUCAGGGUUGGUUUGUUGUGUUUAUAACACUUGAAAAGAAACGCUGGAAAAACAGGAAUAUUUCCGAUAGAAACCAAUUAAUUGACACCUGGUUUUUUUAAAAAAAAAACAUACAUAAAGAUAAAAGUCUAACACUCGAAUAAUUCGAUUUGUUUAUAGCCGUUAUUUGCUCAUUUUCAAUUUUGUCUUGAUCUAUAAACAAUAUACAGUAGUGACCAGGAUACCUAUUUUGCAUAAAUAUAUUAUGAUGAAUGUAUGGUCAAUAUACAUAAACUACUCUUAUAAUUUAUUACUCCGAUAUGAUCAUUUAUACAAUUAAAAAUCACCAUUUGUGCUAUUCGAUUUAAGUAAUCGAAAACUCGGAAAAUCGGUAUAAUAUUCAUAAAGAAAAUAUCUGAUGUCUAUUUAAUUAUUUAACCGUAAUGUGACGGUUAUAUAUAUUUGUAUAUAGUUGACGAAGCAUCACUAUCAACUAAACUCCGUUCAGAAUCGAUUUUUCGUAAUGAUUUAUCGUUGUUUACAGGUAUACAUUAAAUUAUCUAUAACAACGGCUUGGUUUCUAAAUUAACACUAUAUAAUAUAAUCCGUGGGGAACAUUGUAAUUAAUUAUUAAUAAUUCAUAAUUUAUGUAGCUUAUCAUGACGCUCCAAGUGAAAUUGACAGUAGUACAUGGGACGUUAUUCACGGAUAACAACAUAAAUAUAUUUAUAACUAUUUGAAAUUAUUUGUGUUUUUAGUUUUUAUUUGGUUUUAUGAAGAUUACAUUUUUGUGCCUUCUCAAAAGUGUUUGAAAAUUAAAUGAGUUUUUUCUAAGAUGAGUUUAAAGUAAAAAUCACAGUAUUUUGCUCAAUUGUAAGUGUAUUCACUUAUACUCACGGAAUUUUUCUUAUGUUUGAGACAAAUAUUUGGUUUCUAAAUUAUGAUUUUAUAUAAUCCGCGAAGAAUAUUGUAACAAAUAAUUAAUAACAAUUCAUUAUUUAUGUAGCUUUUCAUGAAGCUUCAAGUGAACCCGAAUGUAAGUACGCAAGACAUUAUUUACGGGUACACAACAUAAACAUAAUGAUAUUAGUACUUAUAUUAUCAUAAUGAUAUUAGUACUUAUAUUAUUAUAUUUACAAAAUAAAUAAAAUUACAUACAUGUAUAUUGUGUCAUAGACCGCACGAAAAAUUAGUCUGUUUGCAAAAAGACUCUUUGCGAUGGGGUACCUCGUUUGCGAACUACUUAUUAUUUUUCAAAACAGACGGCUAUUUUUCAGGCUUAUUGCAGACAGACUAACAGUAGUUAGGCUUUUUAAAAUCAUUGUAUAGUAAUUUUAUUAUAAUUUAUUACUUGUAAAAAAAAAAAAAAAAAGAAUUAUGUAAACUGUGUAUUAAGUAGGUAUCUAUUAUGUACUUAUUUAGUGAAGUUUAUAUUAAAUUGGUGCAUUAACCAGAUCAUUUUGGAUUUUUCAAACUUUUGUUUUGAAUGGAAAUUUAAAACUUUUCGUAAUUUCACGUACAAUUUAUCGAUUUGUCUGAAUAUGAUUUUUCGGCUAACCCAAAAUAUUUGAAAAUAAAAUACGAAGUUUAUUAUAAGUUGUAUUUGAUUUUUAAAUAAAAAGUUGAGCUACCAAACUUAUUACAGUAAUUUUUGUUUUAUAAACAUUUUAGGUUAAAAUGUUAAUGUAAAUCUUGAAAAUCACGGCGUUUAAAAACAUAUUUAAGCGAACUUUGUUCAGAAUCGUAUUUCGUCGGCAAUUAUUCAUCAUUUAAUCCAGACAAAAAUUAAAUAAUUGUAUGCAUUAUAUCAUCCUAUCUUCUCAUCUUUGUAUAACAGUAGCACGCCAAUCAGCAAUAUAGGACACUCUUUUUUUAUCUAUUUUAUAGCAAUAAUAGGUUACCAAAAGUAUAUAAUGUAUACACUAUAUACUUAUUGACAUUUUAGGCAUCACUUGAAAAAAUUAUGAUUUUUUUUUUCUAAUUUCUAAAAGUCGGUUGUAUUACUUACCGUUACUUUACCUAUAACCUGAAUAUUUCAAGUUGAUUCGGAAUUAUUUCGAUAAGUUGUUUGCAUUUUUAUGAAACCAUUUAACACUAAGAAGCUAUCAAGCAAUAUAUCCUUUUUAACGAUAUUUUUAUACUUUGCCGAUUCUUCGUUUAUUAUUAUUAUUUUUUUUUUAUUAAAAAUAUAGCUCUAUUAGUUAUAGAAGAAAAAGCAAGUGACAUUACCAAAAUCUUAUGGACAAGUAUGUGUAUUAUACAUAUAUUUAUAAAUAUAGGUUAGGUUUAUCAAAUCUGUACCUAUAUUUAUAGUAUUUCUUCUUCUUCUUUCUACCUAUUGUUAUUAUUCUUAUUGAAAUCAAGUUAAAUUGUAUUUAUAUUUGUUUUAGAUUUUAUACUAACAGGCGAAAAGUAUGAAGAUUAUUUAAUUCGGGUGACUUAUCUAGGUAAUUUUUUAAUAAAUUAAAUAACCCUUACUAGUUAGAUCUAGGUGUAAAUAUUAUAUUAUCAUAAAUACCUAUAUUUACUCAUUGGCUAUAGCUAAUAGUACAUACAAUAUAAUAAUAUAAGCAUAGGCGUCAUUUGAAGUAAAAUCACGGGGUAGCAACUAGCAAGCAUCUUGAAUAAUAUUUUUAAUUGAGUUGUGAUUUAAUGAAUUUCCUCCAUUCCAUUAGUCGGUGGAUCAUCAAUCAGGUUCUAGAUUUUAUUCAUUAGAAUUAGGUAGAAAAAUAUGAAAUAAAUUUAAUUAAGUAAUCAGUUGAUAAUCAUUAUAUACGUUCAAAUCUAAUAUAGUCAAUAGUAUAAUUAUUACAUUCGUGUGAUUAUAUUAUGAAAAAUAGUAAAACAAUUAAAAUUUAAAAAAAAAAUUACUCUUAGGGUAGCGUAGCUAUUAUUCUAGAACCCCGAUGAAAAUUAUGAAGUAGCAGUUGCUACCCCACACUAUCCCGUAAUGACGCCUAUAAAUAUAAACAUUAAAUAAUAAAAAAUCCAAAAACUAAGUCGUAGACGAAUAGUAAGCAGAUAAAUAACUAAGUAUAAAAUAAAUAUAACAUAAUGUAACUUUUCAUUAUACAGGGUGUCCCACGAAAAUAUACCCAUCACAAUAUCUUCGGUGAUAAUAAAGACAAUCAAAUUCGGCUCUUUUUUUUUUAAUAAUUCUCACUAGGAUAAUGACUUUAUAUUUAUAAUUCAAUUAAUUAUUUAUGUUUUUGUAAAAACUUAAAAAAAUAAUUUUUUUUGAAAUGUUGACGUAUCAACUUUGUAUUUUUAUUAAAUUCGUGAUAUUUAAUAACUUUUCCGAGAAAAAAAUGUAGUUAAUUAGAAAAAAAAAAUUAAUUGAAAUAUAAAUAUUUAUAGUCCUUAUCCCUGUAAGUAAUAUAUAUAUAUAAAAAAAAAUAGAAUUUGAUUAUCUUUAUUAUCUUCGGAGAUAUUACAAUGGGUAUAUCCUCAUGAGACACCUUGUAUACGUAUAUACACUGAGUGCCCCAACGUGUUCUUUGGAUUUGUAAAUUUUUGUAAAUAAUCAUUUUUUUGUUAAUAGGAUUUUAUUUUAGAGGUGACAUAUAUUUAGAGAAAAAACUACAAAUUUUUAUCAACCCCCCAAACAUAAAAAAAAAUUUAUUUUACUUGUUCACUUUUUUAAAUUUUCAAAAUACCUAAUUUUCAAUAAAUAUAAAGUAAACAUAAAUAUAUAGAUAUUAUUCUAAAUUUUUUUAUCUGGCACACGCAUAAUCGAUGAAUAAAUUCUUAGUAAUAGCCAUUUUAAGUUUUAGAAAAAAGUGUAUAAAAAAUGUAAAACUAUGAACUAUUAAUUUUACUAUCACAUUCGCGAUAGGGAAUCAAAUUGUAAUUUUAUGUAAUUUGAACUAUUUUUACACUAAAAUUAUCGUAUUUUCAUUUUAUUCUGUACUUAUUGAGUUAGAAGCUAUAAGAGCUAUGACUGAGAAACUAUUGAUCGUAUAUCCAUUUUUGGUACUUUAAUGUUAAUUCUAGAAUAAUAUCAUUUACAAAAUGGCUAUUUUGAAUAAUGUACAAAUAAAUGUAUCUAUCUAGCUUUUCUUUUACUAAUUAGGGGGUCAAAAUGCAAAUUUAAUUUUUCUCUAUAUUAUACGUGUCCUCGAACACAAAAUCCGGUUAAAAAAAAAUUGAAUACGAAUACAGAUAUAAAAAUCCAUAGAACGUGGUGAGACAUCAAUAGUAACAUAGCCCAUAGGUAAGCAUAUUAUUAUAUAUUUAGUAUAAUAGGUACAAUGUACCUGGUACAUAUUGUAUUAUAUACUAUUUGAACAGAAAUAUUCCAAAUAUUUAGGAAGGUCUUAUCUUCCUCCAUAUCAAAACAAUCCUAAACGCCUAUCUUUGGACUUUGGUACUUACUUGAUAAAGACUAGAUUUGAAGGGGUUCAAGUCUCUCGAACCUUCCUCCCCAUUUGCAUCAAAUUACUUACUUUACUUUAUGAUUGCAUUUUGUGUUUAUUAAAUUUUAAAUUAUGAUAUUUAGGAGGAAUACCAUUUACCCCAGAAGCGCUUAAUGAUUUUUAUAAAAUUGAAUAUCCCGGUAAGUUUAUGUAAAAGUACCUACUGUUUAUUUCUAAUGAAAAUACUGAUUUAUACACCAAAUUAAAUAACACCUAGUUAAUAGCUAUUAUUUUAUAAUUGUGAUAUUUGAUUAUACUAUUCUAUUAUAAUUUUGUAUUCUCGUAUAUUUAAAAAAUAUUCUUCAAUCGAUUUUCGAGAAUGAUAUACGUUUAAAAAAUAUUUUACACAUUAGAUAAAAGGUUAGUUUUAACAGAAAUGCUUGAAAAUUUGAUAGGAGAAUCAUUAUAAGUCGUAGUGGUCAAAAAUAAAAAUCGAGUACUCUGUAGUAUUUUUUUUAUUAUUUUUAUAAGAGUUUUAAAAUAAAAAAAUUGACGAAAAUCGUAAAUAUUAUGGCCUUUUAAAACAUGUAUAACUGAACUUCGUUCAGAAUAUUUUUUCGUUAGUAUAAUGGUUUAUCAUGUUUUAUGGUUACAGAUGUAAAUUAAAUAAACUAUUUUUCUAACCUUUUCAACUACCCACCUACAACAGUGGCCACACCCGUCACCAGUAUUAGCCCUUUUUUUAGGAUUUUUUUUGGUUCAGCAAAAAUGCUUGAAAAAUUAACACAAGGUUUAUUGUGUGUUUCUAUUAGUGUGAAAAAUGUUCAACGUAUGUAGUCAUUUUUUUUUAAAAUUUCAAAUUAAAAUGAAAAUCCAUUCUCUUAGAAAUGCAAAAUAUGUACCAUCUAAUCAGUGGUGGAUCUUUAUUUGGUUGUUCAAUGGAAGUGGAUUUUAUUAAAAAAAGGAAUUUAUAUUAUUUAAACUUUUGUAGAAUAUAACAAUUACGUAAAAUUAUAAAAAGGCGAUCGCUCUGUUAAUCCCCCCCUCCUUGUAUCUUAUGCAUUCUAUUAAAAAAAAUGGUUGAGGUACGUUAAAAUUUUUGAAAAAUUAGUUGACGUACUUUGUCACACUGCUGAUUAUAAUAGCUAAUAAUAUUACCGUCUACCGUGAUAUUUAGGCAUAACUGGAAAUAGCUAGUCCAUGUUGGCUCUGGCUGUUUUUUAUACCUACCCAUCAAGACAUUAAUAUUAUUGAUUAGUUAUAACUAUCUAAGGUCAGAUAAUGAUAAAACAAAUAAAUACAAUGAAAAAUUAUUGUUUAAGGAAAAACCUCAUACGAUAAAUUUGAGAAGGAAUCCAUAUCUUAUGAUUUGCCUCCGAGUAAGUAACCCGUAGCCAUAAAUAUUAUAUUUAUUUACUCAAGUAACUAUUCAUAUUUCAUAUUAUUAUUACUAAGAUUAUAACAUAAAAUCUAAACUUUUAGUAUUCCGUUUAUAAUUUCAUCCACAACUAAAUGUAUAUCCCGACGAAUGGAUAGCAAUACCUGUCCAUUUAAUCAUACGCCUUACAUAAUAAUUAUGUCACUUCAGUGCCGGAUCUUAACAUUUUAAUACUCGGGGAAAAUGAAAAAUUCACGUCCUACGAUUUGAAAACCACUCGCAAUAUACAGGACCAAUUAAUUAUUUGUCGUAAAUAAUUUUAACAUUUUUAACUUAUAAAUCAAAAAAUUUAAAUUUUAUUCUAAACAAGUAAUAUUUUUAGAAUCACUUCUUAAUGGUGGAUUUAAAACUAAAAUUUGUGGUCAAUAUUUCUAAGUUUCAUGUUUAGGAGAUUGUACUUUACAGAUUUUUUGAUUUUUGACGCCAUUUUUCAAAUAAAAGCACUUAAGUGGAAAAAAACGUAGGGAAAAAACGUACAAUUUCACGAUUUCAUUACUUUAUAAAAACACGGACGACGUUUUCUAUCAGAAAAAAUGAUUAAAUCGAAAAAUCACAAGACAUCUUUUUUGUUGCCUUUUUGAUUUAAUUUCUUACGAUGUCAUCGCUAAAACUUUUGUGAUUUUAAGGAAUUAAAAUUUUUAGGAGUUUGUUUUGCUGUAAUUCAGUUAUAAAUACGCUUAGAGACUUGAAACUUGAUAAUAAUACUUAUAUUGGACUUAUCAAUUAUACGUGGUAAAAUUUCCAAAAUUAUCGAACUUUGUUUUUUUCAUAAGCGUUUUGAAAUCAAAUUUAAACGAAAAUCGCAAAGAAAAUAUGCAGUACUUCAAAUUAUGUAUCACCGAACUUGCCCGGAAUCGUCUUACGUCAAACAAUUGUUUAUCGUUGCUUACAGAUAUAAAUGAAAUGACCUUAUGUAUCCUACCUACCGAACUUCUCUCCUACAACAGUGGCCGCUCCCAUCCCCAGUAUCAGCUCUUUUAUUUAAUAUUAUAAAUUUGUUUACAUUAAAAAUAUAAAAUAAAAUAUUUUAUACCAAAAAUUUAAAUUAUAAAUUGGAACACUAUACUAGUGAUGUGUUUUAAAUUGUUUUUAGUUAUCGUCCAUUGAAUAAUUGUUGUUAUUGAAUGUUGAUUUAAAUAUUUUAUGCAUCUAUAUAUGUACCAUGUAGGAGUGUAAAUGGGAGGAGUGAAUUAUCGUACACAACAAUACUACGUAGGUAAUUCCUACUAUUUCAUGUUAUAUGGAAGACCAAUUUAAAACUUUGAGGCACACAUUUGUUUUGAUAAUUUUCUUGGAAAAUAUUAAAAUUUAGCACUCAUAUUACAUAAAAAAAUAUAUGGUGAUUUCACUAUAAUACCACAAUGCCUCAAAGGGUGAUUAUAUUGUAAAAAUGAUAAAAAAUAUAUAGGCACCUAUUCUUAAAUUUGAUAUUAAUUAUAAACCGAUAAAACAAAUAUUAUGUCGUAUUCAAAACUAUUAAAACAGUCUCUUUUAGGGUGAAAAGUUUAUAAAUUCCUUACAAAACAUAAAAAAAAAAUUUACGAUGUCCAUGAAAAUCGGUCGGAAAGUAGUAAAAGAGGUUCUUCUAGGACGAUAUAAAAACAAAAAGCCUAUGAGACGUUAAUCGAUAUUUUUUUUCUCAGACCUAAAAGCCAUACUUCAACCCACGAUUGCAAUAAUAUUUUAUUUAUAUACUAUAGUUUACAUUGAAUAUUAAAUUAAAAGUUCGUUCAGAAUUAUUAAUGAGAGGGUGUGGGGGCGAAGUUCUCCAACUUUUUCAAUGGAUUUCUGCCUAUGUAUGCACCCUGUCGGUCUCGUUGCUCGCACGAGUGUACGACUAUUUUUUACUUACCCUACUCGACAUUAACCGAGGACGCAUGUACGUGUUUUGUUUUUGUUAAUUUUUAUUACUUAUUAUUCUAAUAGAUACCUAUUCUUAUCUUCCUGGGAAAUUUUAUGAAAAUUGUUUGUCCGUUUGAGUGAACUUAAUGUAUCAGUAGUUGAUAGUUGUAUCUGUCAACAUUUACAAUACAAAUAAAAUUUAAUUAGGCUGUAAAACAUGUUAUACUAUAUAAAAGUGCUUAUUGUUACAUUUUUUAAAACCAUCUAUCUAUUUGUUGAUUUCAGAAUUUUAUCAAAAACAUCCAACACACGCAAAUUCUGAAAAUAAUGAAAAUGAACAUAGACAUAAUCAUCAUGUUGAAUAA
Messenger RNA from Cinara cedri, 25124 nucleotides. The record is from the annotation of a GenBank genome assembly. NCBI's taxonomy places the organism in Eukaryota, Metazoa, Arthropoda, Insecta, Hemiptera, Aphididae.